Antechinus flavipes (yellow-footed antechinus) is the source of this 6595-nucleotide messenger RNA. It is a transcript of the gene FILIP1L, whose product is annotated as filamin A interacting protein 1 like. The transcript has 7 exons. Bases 662 to 4234 code for a protein of 1190 amino acids. NCBI's taxonomy places the organism in Eukaryota, Metazoa, Chordata, Mammalia, Dasyuromorphia, Dasyuridae. The record is from RefSeq and is a predicted model, not a curated record.
UUACUUGUCUGCUCUGGGCAGAUGGCUAGUUGCUUCCGAGUCUCUUCGCACCAGAGUCUAGUCUAAUUAGCUUCUUUCUUCUCUAAAAACUGACAGGCUAAAGGGUCAGUGUUCUGAGAAGGUCCUCUGCCUUCAGAGCAUGAAGAGUGUUGGACAGAGAGUGAGGGGGGUUAUAUUUAGUGUUUGGUCCCAGGCAGGGUCAGGGUCCUUACCUCCUCGCCUUUGCACUGCUACUGUUUCAGGUCUCGGUCUGCAAAGUGCCUUUGUUUUGGCAGGUAGCAGAACAAAAACCGAGAAAGGAGCCAAAAAAAGAAAAAAGAAAAGAGAGAAGCAUCAGCACUGUUUGCAGGAAACCCUAGGGUUCCUCUACCUGCAGACACAACCUUAUUGGGAGUUCUGAGAAAAAAAAAAGAGUGGACAGUUUCUUCAAGUGCAUGAUUGAGAAACUGGACUCUGGAGUGAUUUAAGAAGAGUGCUGGUAGGAAAUAACAGAAACCUUAAAGCAAAGGCAUACAAACAGUAAGACAGGAAAGCAGUAAAGUGGUAGGCUGAGACAUCUUUACCAUUCUGAAGUGUUCUGAAGAUUGGAAUCCAUUUGAGAACUACUUACUGCAUUAGAUAUACAUCUUCAUUUCCUGGGUCAACCUCAUAACAUUGAAAAAUGCCUUCCAGAAGUAGCUGCUCUGAACACAUACCCCAAACACCAACCAACAAAUACAGUGAGGAUCCUGCCAUCCAGGGCGUCAAAACAAUGAAGAGGGGAAAUAAAAAGAAUGAUUAUAGCCUUGAGACCAAUCCUGUCCUCAGAAGUCCCAAAUCAGAUACUACACAGAAUGGAAAUUCUCCCAAAGAAGCCAAUCUCUCGAGAGAUGACUUGUUAUUCCUCCUAAGCAUUCUGGAAGGAGAAGUGCAGGCUAGAGAUGAAGUCAUAGGCAUUUUAAAGGCUGAAAAAAUGGACUUGGCUUUGCUGGAAGCUCAGUAUGGGUUUGUCACUCCAAAAAAGGUGUUAGAGGCUCUCCAGAGAGAUGCCAUUCAAGCAAAGGUUGCUCCGUGGCAGGAGGACAUCUAUGAGAAACCAAUCAAUGAGCUGGACAAAGUUGUUGAAAAACAGAAAGAGUCUUACAAACGAAUGCUUGAACAGCUUUUGAUAAUAGGAAAAGCUCACAGACAAACAAUACUGGAGUUAGAGGAAGAAAAAAGAAAACAUAAAGAAUACGUGGAAAAGAGUGAUAAAUUCAUAAAUUUGAUGGAAAAAGAGCAGGAAAGAUUUAAAAAACUAAUAGACCAAGAAACAGCCUACCACAAAGAAAGAGAACAAGAGAACAAGAAGAAAGUCACAGCACUCAAGGAGGAGUUGACCAAAUUGAAAUCAUUUGCUUUGAUGGUUGUGGAUGAACAACAGAGACUCACUGAACAGCUCACCCUGCAGAGUAAGAAAAUCCAAGACCUGACCACAACUGCUGAGCAAGCACACGAGAAAGUAGCUGUUGCUGAAGCCAAAGCUCAGGAAGAAGAGCACAAGGCCAGCAGGUUAGAAAGAGAAUUGCAAAGACAAACCAAAGAGCUCCAGGAGAACCAGGGAGAAAUAAUGGCCAAACUCACCAAUGAAGACAGCCAAAAUCGGCAGCUCCGGCUAAAACUAGCAGCACUUAGUCGCCAAAUUGAUGAAUUGGAAGAGACAAACAGGUCUUUACGGAAAGCAGAAGAAGAAUUACAAGAAAUAAGAGAAAAGAUCAACAAGGGAGAAGGUGGUAAUUCCAGUAUCCUGGCAGAAGUGGAAGAACUCAGAAAAAGAGUAUUAGAGAUGGAAGGCAAAGAUGAAGAACUUAUAAAAAUGGAAGAGCAGUGCCGCGAUCUCCACCAAAGGUUGGAAAAUGAGACAUCACAGAGUAAGGACUUUAAAUUGGAGGUUGACAAACUCAACAAAAGAAUCAUGGAUUUGGAAAAACUGGAAGAUGCCUUUGGCAAAAGCAAGCAGGAAUGUCAUGCUCUGAAAUGCAAUCUGGAAAAAGAGAAGAUGACAACAAAGCAAUUGUCUCAAGAACUAGAUGGUUUAAAAGUUAGAAUCAAAGAGUUAGAAACCAUUGAGAGUAAGCUAGAGAAGACAGAAUUCACCCUAAAAGAGGAUUUAACUAAAUUGAAAACAUUGACAGUGAUGCUGGUUGAUGAAAGGAAAACAAUGAGUGAAAAAAUGAAGCAAACAGAAGAUAAGCUACAAGCUGUUACAUCUCAGCUUCAAAUGGAACAAAAUAAAGUGACAUUGGUUACUGAAAAGUUAAUUGAGGAAAGCAAAAGAGCGCUAAAGUCCAAUACAGAUAUAGAGGAAAAGGUGUACAGUGUGACCAAAGAGAGGGAUGAACUGAAAAUCAAGCUUAAAGCGGAAGAAGAGAAAGGAAAUGAUCUUUUAUCAAAAGUUAACAUUCUGAAAAAGAGACUCCAAUCACUAGAAACUAUUGAGAAAGAUUUUCUCAAAAACAAAUCAAAACAAGAGAUGGGUAAGUCAACAAUAGCUGUACACCAAGAAAACAAUAAGAUUAAAGAGCUUUCUGAAGAAGUGGAGAGACUGAAACAUAAAUUAAAAGACAUGAAAGCUAUUGAAGAUGAUCUCAUGAAAACUGAAGAUGAAUAUGAGUCUCUUGAAAGACGCUAUGCUAAUGAAAGAGACAAAGCUAAAUUUUUAUCAGAGGAACUUGAGGAUGUUAAAAUGGAACUUGCUAGGUACAAGUUAGCAGAAAAGACAGAGUCCAGUCAGGAACAGUGGCUUUUCAAAAGGCUUAAAGAGGAAGAAGUCAAAUCUGGUCACCUCUCAAGAGAGGUAGAUGCAUUAAAAGAAAAAAUUCAUGAAUAUAUGGCAACUGAAGACUUAAUAUGUCAUUUACAGAGUGACCAUACAAUUCUACAAAAGAAACUCAAUCAACAAGAAAACCGAAAUAGGGAUUUGGGAAGAGAGAUUGAAAGUCUCACUAAAGAAUUAGAGAGGUAUCGACAUUUCAGUAAGAAUCUCCAACCCAGUCUUAAUGGAAGAAGAAUUUCUGACCUUCAAGUAUUUUCUAAAGAAGUCCAAACUGAACCAGCAGACAAUGAACCUCCUGACUAUAAAAGUCUCAUUCCUUUGGAACGAGCUGUAAUUAAUGGUCAGUUAUAUGAGGAAAGUGAUAAUGAAGAUGAAGAUCCUAAUGAUAAUGAGUCAACAGUGUCCUUCAAAUGUAACUCAUCUACUGCACAUCCGGUCAACAGAAAGUUAUGGAUACCCUGGAUGAAAUCCAAGGAAGGUCAUCCUCAGAAUGGAAAAAUACCAGCCAAACAGAAUGGGAGCUAUGUGCAGCCUGGGGAUCUGGUCCUAAGUCACACACCUGGUCAACCUCUUCACAUAAAGGUUACUCCAGACCAUGGGCAAAAUACAGCCACCCUUGAAAUCACAAGUCCUACUACAGAAAGUCCUCACUCUUACACAAGCACUGCAGUGAUACCCAACUGUGGUACCCCAAAGCAAAGAAUAACUAUUAUUCAGAAUGCCUCCAUAACUCCAGUGAAGUCAAAAUCCUCUACUGAUAACCCCAUAAACUUAGAGCAAGGCACAUCCCCUAUUGCCAUGGCUACCCUUGCCAGAGCACCAACCCCAGAAUCCUGUGGCUCUCUAACUCCUGAAAGGACAAUGUCUCCCAUUCAUGUUUUGGCUGUGACUGGCUCAGCAGGUUCCCCAGAACAGGGACGGUCACCAGAGCCAGUGGAGGUAGGGGCCAAGCAUGCUGUCUUCAGAGUUUCCCCAGAGAGACAGUCAACGUGGCAGUUUCAAAGGUCAAACAGCAAUGGUUCAAGUGUGAUAACUACUGAGGAUAAUAAAAUCCACAUCCACUUAGGAAGCCCUUAUAUGCAAGCUGUGGCCAGUCCUGUGAGGCCUGCCAGUCCUUCAACUCCACCACAAGAUACCCGAACUCCAGCCCUAAUAAAUGGAACAGCGGGCAAAGCAACAAAUAAAGUCACCAGCAGUAUUACUAUCACACCAACGACUACUCCUCUCCCUCGACAAUCACAAAUUACAAUCAAGGAGGUGUACCAGCGUACAAUUCCAACAAGGACUCCUAAACUGAAAUCUAUGGUAAUCACCAAACUUCCUGCUAAGCCUCCCCCAGGGCACAUCAAAAAAACUGUUCAUCAUCCUGACUUUGGGAAACUACAUAUCACAAGGACCAUCAAAUCGAACACUUAUCUUCAAGUAGGAGGGAAAAGGUAAACCAAGCUGCUAUGGCCAUCACAACCCAUUUUAUUCAACAGAAGGCCUGGAAAACUCCAGUCACCACUCCAAGACAAGCAGGCCAAGGGCUGCCAUUUUGGUGCACAGUGGAACAAGAAACCAAGAAAACUGUUCUAGUUGAUGGAAGAGGGCAAAGUUCAGCUUGCUAUGACAGUAUAUCAGCAAUGUGCCACAUUGUGUCUAGGACCAGCAAUGUUUAAAUUUUUUUUAAAGUAUUUAAACAUUUACAGCUAUGUGGGGAAAAAUAAGGCAGAAGAUCCAUCCAACUUCUUAGCCUCUUCAUUUCCAAUCCAGCUCAGGGAAAAUCCUUAGGUCGUACUCUCCUAGUCCAGAACAGAAAAAAAGUAAAAUCAGGUUUUCAGAAUAAAGAAUAAAGUACAAGCUGGCAAGAACACUAACACUUCAGUCCUUGCUAAAGCUAACUUCCCCAUUUGCUAGAUAGUCUUAAUUUAGUUUAUCCAAGUUAUAUGCCUUAAGUUUUUUGACUACAAAUAUAUCUAGAAAUACUGUCUUUCUAUAGACCUUUACUUAGCAGUAACUUUGCUAAGGAAAAACAUUAAAAUGUUUCCAACUGUUAUAAGAAGUUUUUAUAGUAAUCUCAUAGGAGAGGAAAAGGUUAUUUAUUUUCCUCUAAAUAGCAAUCAGUGUAUCAACAAACAUUGUUAUGGACUUAUUGUAUGCUAGCAGUUACGGAAACAGAAAAACAAUAACAAAAAAGUCCCUUUCUUUCAGCACCUUACAAAAAAAAAGUAGAAAACCACAUAUAUGUUUAAGGACCCCCAUUGAAGGAAGUGGGGUAUAAUUUAGCUUAGAAAAAAAAAGGUCUUGGGAAAAGGAAGAUUAACCAUCUACAAAUAUUUUAAAAAGCUAUUAGACAGGAAUUAGAUUUCUUGUUCUGGCCACAGAGGAGACCUUGGGAAAAGGGUCAAAGUUGCAGAGAGGUCAAUUUCAGCUCAAUUUAAGGUAAAAACUUCAUAGCAAUCAGAGCUAUCUAAUAAGGUAACAGCCUUAAUUUGUGUAAAUAAUGAAUCUGCUAAAAUGAUCAUAUGCUCUAAAUUCAUAUUCACAUACUUGAACUGAGCUAGAAUCAAUGACCAUAUUUUAUAUAAUCAACAUUCAAAUAAAUGUGACCACUUCAAGGGAGUCAGUUCAAAUUAAUUAGGAUCUAGGUAUACAACAUGAGGUAAAAGGAUUCCUCCUCUUGAGAUCUCCAGGCAAAAAAGCAGAUGGUGGUCCACUGUGGAUGUUGGGGAGAGGUAUGUGGUAAUGUGCAAGUUUGAAUGGAUGGUGAGUUGAAUGGAUGAUGAGUCUUCCAACUCUGUGAACACAUCAGGUACUGGAAACAAAAAUGCUGAUAAGAGCCUCAGAUUCAUUUUUCUAGUGGAUUUACUUGAUGAAUGGUGGAACAGCUUAUUGCCUCUCACCAGCAAUGUGCAUAAGAGGCAUUAUUGUGGUGAACAAGCCCUGGAUUUAGAGACAGAGGACCAUGGUUUCAAUCAUGGCUCUCACCUGUCUGAUCUUGAGCAAGAUGUAAGCUUAUAUGGCUCUCGGGUAUGUCUUCUGUAAAAUGAAAUGGGGUGAGAUUAAACAAUCUCCAAAAUCCUUUCCAUUUCUAAAUCCUGUGAAUCCUGUGAUCCAGUUACCACCUGAAAUAUAGCCUCGGCCCUGCUGUUUUAUCCAGAAAGGUUAAGCAGGUAAGAGAGAGAAAGAGAUAGACAGAGACAGAUAGAGAAAGAAUAAGUAGUAAAGUUGGCAGUCUUUGGGCAGGGAGAAAGAUGGUGUUUUGGUCAAAGAUGAUUUAAAAGUCUAGAAAAGGGAGGAGAAGAGAACCUCUGGUGAAGUGAUAACAGAGUAAUAAGAUAAUAGUGAAAUGAAAUAGGUAUAUUAAAUACCAGGGCAGCUAGUUAGUGCAGUGAAUAGAGUACCAGGCCUGAAGUCAAGAAGACUCAUCUCCUCAAGUUGAAAUCAUAUACUUACUAUGUGACUCUGAGCAAGUCACCUAACCCUGUUUGCCUUAGUUUCCACAUCUGUAAAAUGAGCUGAAGAAGGAAAUGAUGAUACCACUCUGUAUCUUUGUCAAGAAAACUCCAAAUGAGGUCAUGAAGAGCGAGACAUGACGGGAAACAUUAAAUCCCACUAACACACGUAUAAUACAGAAGUGAUAAUCCAGUAGGGGAGCAUAAGCUAUCAAGCAAUCUUCAAUACAAGUUUGCCAUGAACCGAGAAUAUGUACAGUGGAUUGUGAGGGAUUAGUCACUUAGUUAAAACAUAACAUGAUUUAAUGCAAAAUGUAUUAAGAAGCAAAGGCAUUAUAUGCAAAAUAAAGGCUAGGAAAAUCCA